CUGUAUGUUGUUCACGGACAACUUGGCCCAUUCUAGUCAAGUUUAGUCGUCACAUUGGUGCUACGAUGACCGAACAGCCAGCCACUGUGAUAAAGAAAGUUGGACAAUGUAUGUUGCACAACUGGGCAGAAGAGAGGGCUGUUGCAGCUCUUGACACUGAGGAGACAAGGACACAAAUCCAGAGACAUGGACACAGAGGGAUUCUCACGAUGGACCAGGAGUCUAAAAUGGAGACUGUCACCACACUUAAAGCCGCUUACAUCCCUCCGAGGAGUCAAGGGGUGAGGCUGCGGGGCAUCAGAGGCGAGCUUUUGGAAAAACAUAUCGCUCAAAUGAUAAGUGAGAAGGUUCACGCUGAAAGGAACCCGCCGACUCCAAAAACUGACUUUUGCUCCACGACCCAGAGGGAUUUCUGUGUCGAGGGAUUUGUGCCUCUUACCCCUGAUAAAACACAAGUUCAUGAUUAUAAAACUGACCAGGCCGUCACAUUUUGGAGUGAAAAUUGCCAGCUGAUACAGGGUGUGACCGCUAUACAGACCCUGAAAGCACCUUUUAGGAAAUCAGCCCUAUUCAGCACACCCAUCAGUGAGCGGCUGGAUGAACUUGAGCUCCCGUCUGAUAACUGAGACAGCAUGAUGGUACCAAACCUGGCAACCUCGCUGUGACUACAAGACUUGAGGAAGCUGCACACUCACUCACUGCACCCGGCUGUUGUUCAUCAAGAACAGCACAGAACUUCCUCUAAAACAACAAAGGGAUGUUUUAACUUUUCUGUUCUUUUACAGCUUUUACAGGCUUUUAUUUUACUUUGAACUUUGAACAGAUCUGUUUUCCCCUGCCUCCAGUAUUUAUGCUAAGCUAAGCUAAUCGCAUCCUGACUCCAGCAUAUUUAACGCACAUGCAUGAGACUUAUAUCAAUCUUCUCAUCUAACUCUAGGAAAGAAAACAAAUAAAUGUAUUUUAUAAAAUGUUGAACUAUUACUUUAAUGAAUUAUUAACAUUUAUAACUGCAAUGUUAUCAAAUAAAAAGUACAAGUCAAUGUAUUUUUUUUUUCACAACCUGGAAACCCAAAAGUUGUUCCUGCUAAGGGAUUAUGACUGAUCUAGUUUCCCUCCUCUUAAGAAGCUUUAAGGGUGGAAAAUCCUCUUAUUAACACUACUGACAGCAUCACAUUCUGUAUCAUCUUGUUCCAGCUCUUCAUCGAAGCUAUAUGAUGUUUCCACUGAGUGAAACAUUCAAACCCAAGUCUCCAUGGUUUUUUUUUUUUUUUUUGGUUUUUUUUAUGGCUGCAUCAUUCCAUCAAAUAGAAAUAUUCUAGCUGUCUUGUACAUAUUUUGACGUAUUUUUCUUUGGAGACGUUGGCAUCUCCACGAAAUUCAAAAAGUAAACUUGUGUGGAUUUUAAUAAAGUUUGGCUUCACAGCAUGAGUUUGUACUGACUGCCCAGACUGACGGAUGGUACAUGAACUCCUUUUGGAUUUUCAUUACAAGUGAAUGAACAGCAGCAGCAAGAAUGCAUAAAGCGAACCAGACACAGGCUCCAAGGCAUGAUUUGGCUGAGAGGGCACCCAUUUGAUCUCAACCUCUGUCUCCCUCCCUCUCUCUUUAAAAAACGCAGGUGGUGGUCCUCCGCAAGCAAUAAACCAGCAGCAGCAGACUGCCCACAGCCUAAACAUUCCUCUGUAGUAACUCCGGAAUAAACGGGCUUUUCCCUGCACCUAUUCCAGCCCACCUCUGUUUAUAUCUGCUGGGGGGGGAACCUUCCCUGUGACCUCAGUGUAUAAAAGUGGAAUCUCCCAUUGCAGAAUUUUGUAAAACACCUCAAAUUAAUGCUCCAAAUUAAGCAGAUCGACCAAUGCACUCCGGUCAUUUAAAAUCUUUUUCCUCAAAGAAAGAGACAUAAAUCUGCCUGCAGGCGACUGGCGUGAGACAGUUUUACUAAAUUGCUUUCCAUGCAGAUCAUCCACUUAGUGGGAAUUUCCUUCUCCGUCCACUGACAUUAUCUUUAUAGUAGCCAGCUGGUCAUCUGCAUUAUUUCGAGAUAAUGUCGCAUACUUCAAAGACAAGUUGUAAAAACAGCUCAUGCAGGAAACUAAAAGAUUAGUUAGUUGUUGUUGGGGUUUUUUAUUAUCUUGAUCAGAAACACUAAAAGUUUUUGGAGGUGAUAUCUAGGCUGCUUCUGCUUUUGUUUGAGCACCACGCGCCUGAAUAUGCGCGUCUGUAGAGCUGCCAGUGUUUCAUGUGUUAAUUCCCAGGAUUUAAAACUUUAAAUCACACUUUUUUUUCCUU
Siniperca chuatsi (mandarin fish) is the source of this 2289-nucleotide messenger RNA. RefSeq names its product sperm associated antigen 8 (gene spag8). Gene Ontology annotation, cellular component: nucleus; cytoplasm. Gene Ontology annotation, molecular function: microtubule binding. The coding region runs from base 66 to 626 and encodes 186 amino acids. The record is from RefSeq and is a predicted model, not a curated record. Gene Ontology annotation, biological process: positive regulation of transcription by RNA polymerase II. Lineage: Eukaryota; Metazoa; Chordata; Actinopteri; Centrarchiformes; Sinipercidae. The transcript is spliced from 7 exons.